This is a messenger RNA of Raphanus sativus (radish), 1508 nucleotides long. RefSeq names its product zinc finger protein VAR3, chloroplastic. Gene Ontology annotation, molecular function: mRNA binding. Gene Ontology annotation, cellular component: cytoplasm. The record is from RefSeq and is a predicted model, not a curated record. The transcript is spliced from 7 exons. NCBI's taxonomy places the organism in Eukaryota, Viridiplantae, Streptophyta, Magnoliopsida, Brassicales, Brassicaceae. The coding region runs from base 62 to 1309 and encodes 415 amino acids.
CGGCCAAAACCCUUUUCCUAAAACCUCACUCUCUGGUGAGAUCUUACCAGAGACAAAGAACAUGUCCUCUUCCAGAAUCUUCCUAGUCGGAAACUCAUUCUUCCGACCACAAAACCCCUCCUCCUUUCCACUCUCUCUCAAUCGCUUCCCCUCUGUUUCUCUCAACCGCCUCCGCUGCUUCUCAAAUGAAACCGCCACCGCCUCCGUGGAUUCGGAUUCUCCGUCGUCUCAAUCUCCCCAUCCAUGGCCAGAGUGGAUAAGCUUCGUCGACCGCCUGAAGACGAAAGGCUACUUCACCAAAAACAUCGAAGACGACACCGUUUAUCAAGAAAUGAACGUUGUCAAGGACGCUUGUCUCAGCUUCGCUCGCGAUCGCUACGACGUUCUUAGAUCCUUGUCGUCGGGAGAUAUACAAUCUCUCGUGGAGCGUGGUUGCCCUAAUCUCUUUCGCAAAACUGUUAACUCAUCCAAGAGGAUUCGAGCUCAUGUUAAAUUAGACGAAGGAGAUGUUUGUGGCUCUUGUGAGCUUCGUGGCUCUUGUGAUAGAGCUUACGUGAUACUCAAGGACUCUGAAGCUGAUGCUCGGACUGUUGAUGUCAUGCGUUUGCUACUGUUCAAUGCGCUUGAUUCUGUUGUUGUCUCUCGAGGAGAGAUUUCACCGGGGAAGGAACUUGUUCAUGAGUCUGCAAGAAGACUUCUUUUGGAGUUGCUUGAGCUCAGUGAGAAGCCUGUAAAUCCUGUUUUGCCCAAACCUGCGGCGGCCAAGGUAGCGUUGCCUCCUAAGGAGAGAGUUUUUAAAUCUAGGAGUGAUGAGCCUUCUCAACGUGUUCGGUCUCAGUACAAUGCAGACUGGGCGUGUCCUAAAUGCGACUUUUUAAACUUUGCGAGAAAUGAAAGAUGCCGAGAGUGCAAUGAAGUCGCUGACAGACGAUCUGUUGCUGCUGUUGUCAAGGAAGGAGACUGGCUAUGUCCUGAGUGCAAUUUCUCAAACUUCUCAAGAAACCAGAGCUGUCUGAAAUGCAAAGCAAAGGGACCGAAGAGAAGUUCAAUGGAGAAUAUUGAAAUGAAAAAGGGAGACUGGAACUGCUCUGGGUGUGGAUUCAUGAACUUUUCUAGCAACAAAAAGUGUAAACAGUGUCGGGAACAACGUCCCCAAAGGCAACUUGAGCCUGGAGAAUGGGAAUGUCCCUCAUGCGACUUCUUGAACUAUAGGAGAAACAGUGUUUGCAAGAAGUGUGAGUGCAAACGACCCAGUGAAUCCAACAACCAUGAAGAUGAUCAUUCAUGGAAGCGACCUGCCUUGCUCUAAAUUUUUGCCUUUAGCCUUUUUGUAAACUUUUGAUUUUUGAACUUACCAGCUUGCUACUUCCUCUCGACUUAUCCUUUCUUUUUCUUCAUUAAGUUCCCAAAUUUCUAAACAGAUGAAAUAAUCAAAGUAGAUCGAUAAUGGAAAGCGAGUCUAUUGUCACAUUCAUCUUCAAAGCUUUAUUGUAUACGUGUGUAAACUA